Molecule: messenger RNA, 809 nt
Organism: Thlaspi arvense
Lineage: Eukaryota; Viridiplantae; Streptophyta; Magnoliopsida; Brassicales; Brassicaceae
Source: the annotation of a GenBank genome assembly
UAAAGAUCAUACGUCUCUGGAAACAAUAUUCUCCUGCUGUUGGUCUCACCAUUGAAAUGAUUUUAAUCGACACAAAUGAUCACAAAAUCCAUACUACAGUGAAAAAGGAUCAUUUAAUCAGUUUGACCCAUUCCUCUCACAAGGUGGUUCAGAUAUUCUCAUUAACUUUACUAAUCCUACAGAAUAACCAAUCACCUUUAAAAAAUUACUUUCCUUGCAACAACCGUCAGCCAUGGUUAAAUUGUUACUGCAAAUGGGAAAGACACACCCAAGCUAAUGAUGAUCGUCUUCCUGUUAGGUUAUGGAGUCCAUUUGCAACAAACGUUAGUGAUGCUUUUCAGACAUAUGGUCAACAAUCUUUGAUUAUUGUACUGAGGUUUGUCAAGAUAAAAAGGAUCGUAGCAUUUCCAAUGCUUACAAUGUGUUGGGGAUCUCCUUUAAUCCGGAGAUGCCUGAGGUUGAAUCAUUUCUUCAGCUCUAAGCUGCCACGUGAUGAUCUUGCUUUGGCAAUUGUGGAUUCUAAACCUCUUACUUUGGUCAAUGGUGUAUCUGAAAAUAAUGAUUUCUUUAUUCACACACCAAGAAAAACCAUUGUUGAGAACUGUAUUUUGAUGUGCACAAUUGCAAAAAUUGAUGCUGAUAUGGGAUGGUGCUAUUUGGGUUGCAAUGUAUGUUCUAAGAAAGUUUUACGUGUGCUGAAUGAUGAUUUCAACCAGGAAUAUGUGGAUGAUUUUUUAAGAUUUAGUUACUACUGUAACAAAUUCAAGACAGACAACCUUAAAAUUUUACCAAAGUAUGAAUCGCUUUAC